GGCACGCAUGCGCCCUAGUUUGGGUCUCGGUUAAACUGAGGUCUUUGUUAGAACAAGCAGAUUCAUCUUUAUUUUUUUGUAUCUACUUUAAGCGACGUUACGUUGAAUAUUCGUGGUAAUAGCUGUUGAUGUAAUCGUCGAUGUAGGUUACGAGUACUUAGAUUACCUCGAAAACGCGUUGAUGUAGGAUAGGGUAACAAUAUCGGAUGUACACAAAUAAAACCAACGCUCUUAUUUAAGGUGGUUUAAGGUAUAGUUUGCAGUUGAGAAGCUGACUGAUUUAUAAUUUUGUGAUAUUCAAUUCAAAUCGUAAUUGAAAACAUUUGUUGGUGCACAACGCACAACACAAAAAAAGAAACAUGCGGCUCUUUCAUAGUUGAAAGCAGUGCGGCUCCGUUUGUUUGCAAGCUACCAUGAAAGACGAGGGGAAUAUUUCUUCGGAAAGGCAGCCCAUGGCACACGAAAGUGGGAUUGAACUUUCCAGCUGCCUCCUCAAAUCAGCGGAGAAGGGGACAGAGAGAGAAAUUCUGUGGACCAAAAUCGUCCCCUGUUUGGCAAGAAUAUAAGCGAAUCAUUGAGAAUUGCGGCGUGAUGGAAACCGUCGGCAAGUUCGAGUUCGGUAGGAAGGACCUCAUAGGACAUGGGGCAUUCGCAGUGGUGUUCAAAGGCAGACAUCGCGAGAAAUAUGACUGGGAAGUUGCCAUUAAAUGUAUAAAUAAGAAGAACUUGGCCAAAUCCCAGACACUGUUAGGAAAGGAGAUUAAGAUAUUAAAGGAACUGAAACAUGAAAACAUCGUCGCGUUGCAUGAUUUCCAGGAAACUGCGAGUUCUGUGUAUUUGGUGAUGGAGUAUUGUAAUGGAGGAGACCUGGCUGACUACCUGCACUCCAAGGGCACUCUGAGUGAAGACACCAUCCGGGUAUUCCUGCAGCAGAUAGCAGGUGCCAUGAGAGUCCUGCAGGCAAAAGGCAUCAUCCACAGGGACCUGAAACCCCAGAACAUCCUGCUGUCCCACCCGGCGGGCCGCAAGUCCCAAUCCAACACCACCUGCAUCAAGAUAGCUGACUUUGGCUUUGCACGACACCUCCAGAACAACAUGAUGGCAGCCACACUCUGUGGCUCCCCCAUGUAUAUGGCUCCAGAGGUCAUAAUGUCUCAGAACUAUGAUGCCAAGGCUGACCUGUGGAGUAUAGGAACUAUUGUGUUUCAGUGCCUGACAGGGAAAGCCCCAUUUCAGGCAAGCAGUCCCCAGGACCUCCGCUUGUUUUAUGAGAAAAAUAAGAACCUCAGUCCGAACAUUCCCCGCGAGACCUCCGGCCACCUCAGGCACCUGCUGUUGGGUCUGCUGCAGCGCAACCACAAGGAUCGCAUGGACUUCGAUGAGUUUUUCAAACACCCUUUCCUGGAGGCAAGCUCCACCAUGAAGAAAUCGGUGCCAGUGACUCUGACCUGUUUUCCCAGUUCAGCUUCAGCAAGCUCAUGUAGCAGCUCCUCCACCUCACAUCUCGCUUCUCCUCCUCAAUCCCUUGGUGAGAUCCAGCAGAAUCGAGUGAAAGUGAUGACGUCUCCUACCCAGGAUUCCCCCCAGGAUUCGGCUGGUGCAGGUGGCGGUAGUAGCAGUAGCAAGAACUCCUCCUGCGACACAGACGACUUUGUCAUGGUUCCGGCUCAUUUCCCCAGUGAGCUCACAUCUGAAAUGGCUUCAGGGAAAGUUCUUCAGGAUAGUCUGAUGUACAGUGGGUGUUCUCUCCUGGCGUCUGGAGGGCAGGCCAAGAGCCCACCACGCUCGCCCUCCUGCAGCAGCUGUGUGGGACCAGCAACAGGCAGGCCUGCUGAAUACUCCAUGAGUAACUAUGGCAACUAUGGUCAGUCUGUACCCAUUCCAGUGCCCACACAGAUUCACAACUACCAGCGCAUGGAGCAGAAUCUGCACACUCCCAACCAGGACAGUUCCCCACGGUCCACCCCGACGCGCCGCUGCAGCGGUGGUAGCCCUCUGGCCUGUGGGAGGACCGGCCCCUCUGCUCAUCACCCUGGUGGCUUUGCUCCAGCCCUGCACUCCCACAGGCUGUCUGUAGGGGGUGCCAAGCCCUUCCAGCUGACCCCACAUGUGCUCCAGCUUCCAGAGUCUAAGGCCCGGCCCCAGCAGCAAGGGCUGGGAUCGCGUCUCCACAGUGCUCCCUGCUUGCUGGAGGCUGCCGGCGGCUGCAAGCAGACGAUCAGAAAGCAGCACUCGGACCCAGUGGUGGCCCCUCAAGGAGGCAUGGUGGCCAUGAGGCCCCUGCAUUCCUCUCCCCGACUCAGCGAGCUGAUGCAGCGCAGCCCCUUGCCCACCAUCCUGGGCUCCCCGUCCAGAGUACGCUCCCCUUUUUCGGCUACGCCCCCGUUUGAGUUCCCCAAGCCGCCCAGCUCCCCGAACAUGCUCACCUUUCUGACCCAGCAGGCUUUGGCUCUCCCCUCGGCCGCCACCAGGCCCUCCCUGGUGGAGUGCGGUCGAUCUGCAUCCGGCCAGUUGGAGCAAGCCAAGGCUUUUGGAAGGUCCCAGAGUGCUGGCCGUCUGUCUGAUGUGCUGCUGAUGGCGGCGUUCGGGGGACAGCUGGGAGAUGGGGUCAGCGCGGAGAACCUCAGCCCCGACAGAGCCGUAGACGUCGCAGUGCCACCUGGUGGUGGGACUGUGGUGGUGGGCUCAGGCAGUCCAGCAAGAGUGCUGUUCACGGUGGGCUCCCCGCCCAGUGGAGGCACCCCACCACUGGCAUCUCGCUCCAGAAAGUUCUCAGCAGGCUCCCCAAGCUCCAUUAGCCCCAUGGGAUCCCUCACCAGCCGCUACCCCCUAGCAGGCAUGUGUUUGGAAGCCUACGAGGGUCCUUCGAGUCCCUGCUACGGCCUUGCCGACCCCAUGCCCUCCCUAGAGGGAGCUGUGACCUUUGAACCCCCCGAGCUUCCUGAGGAGACGCUGAUGGAGCAGGAGCACACAGAGACGCUUUGCCACCUCCGCUUCAUGCUGGCCUUCGCCCGCUGCAUGGUGGAGGUGGCCAGGACGAGGGGCGGCGAGACGGAACGGGCGGAGCCUUCCUCCGCAUCCUUGCACCAGCAGAACGUGGUGGCAGACCAGAUCAGCUCCCUGAGCCGUGAAUGGAGCUAUGCUGAGCAGCUGGUGCUGUAUAUGAAGACUGCAGAACUGCUGUCGAGUGCCCUGCACACAGCCAUGGAGGGGAUCAGACAAGGCAGGCUCUAUCCCUCCACCACUGUCAAACAGGUGGUCAGGAGGCUGAAUGAGCUGUACAAGUCGAGUGUGAUGGCAUGUCGCUCUCUGAGCGCACGCCUGGAGCGGUUCUUCUCCCGCAAGCACCGCCUGAUGGACCACAUCAACAGCAUCACAGCAGAGAGGCUCAUCUUCAGCCACACCAUACAGAUGGUUCAGGCAGCAGCUCUGGAUGAGAUGUUCCACCAGGGUGAGGCUUCAGUGCAGCGCUACCGCAAAGCUUUGCUGCUGAUGGAGGGCCUGUCCCUGCUGCUGACGGAGCAGGCCGACAUCCUCAGCAUCAGCAAGUGUAAGCAGUGCAUCGAGCGCCGUCUCACUGCCUUGCAGUCGGGCAUGUGUGUGUAGAGACUCUGCUUGGUCCCUGCUGCUGCAGCCAAGCGAGCCUACGUUCCUGCAUUCCUGUCAACCUCUCUCGGCUCGCCCUCCACACCUCUGGCCCUCUGUGCGCCUCCUUGUGUCCGGGACCACCCUGGCGUGUAAACUAAGAGGACGGAGCCCUCCCGGACAUGCACGCCAUGGCCGACUGGGAUGCCUGCAGUAAAGCUGAGGACCUGUUAUGGAGAGAGGCCGGACAUGAGUUCCAGCGCAGCCCUCUCUGAUACCGCACGCCAGUUAGAUAUUAGGCUCAUCCAGUUGCACAGCCAAUGAGCUGCAGACAGACGCAUCAUUUAUCCACAAUAGGCGUGUUCAAGCCUCCCCCACGUUCUCUCUGCAAGGCUGUCUCUAAGGAUACAUCUCUCCUCUUCUUAAAGGAUAAGCUGCACUGUGUAAACAUGUUUAUUUUCACAUAGGAUCAGAUUUCACUUUAUAAUGGGAAUGUGCAAUGACAGGUGGACCCUGCAUCUUCUUCAGCAGUUGCAUAUAAUCCUGACCUGAGACCAUCCAAUAGCAACACUAUAGUAAUGUUCAGCUCCCCAACCAGUCCCUUCAAGAGAAACUGAAAACCUUUAAGGUUGAUUUAUUCUUCUUAGGAAAGCCUCCUAGUUUUUGAAGUUGUAACUUUUAUCAUUUUAUUCUUCCCCUUCUGAUUUGUUUCUAGUUUGAAGAAGGUGUGUUCACUUAAUGAAUGUUUUAUACCACGACUGAAGGCUUUAAAAAUGGUUGCUGUUGAGAGGAUGCAGAGCUGUAUUUUUAGUAAACCUAGUUAAAGGCUUCAACCAGUCUGGGACUUCGACACUGGUGAUCCGCCCAUAACCAUGAAAGCACCCAAGCACUCAUGCUUUCUUUAAAAAGUAUUUUAGUUUGUGUAACCAGUGAGGCCAUGUGUAGCACUUUAGGGAAUGUUGACCAAGCUAAGAAGGCAUUGUUCGUUUCUAGUUUGUCGUCAAAUCAUGACCGUCAGAGAUAUGUAGACAUCUCUCGAGCACCAGUUUUUCACUUUUUUUCCCCCACAUAUCCAGUCAUGUUAUGUUGUGUUUGGCAAUCAUAUAUUUGUAUGGAUGAGUUUGCUUUUGAAGUGCGUGUGUAAAUGGGACUAUGCCCAGGUGACAGGCUGCAAAUUCACAGCAAAAAGGGAUGGAACCCAAUGCUUUUGUUAUUUGAAACUGUGUCAUUGUAGGUAUGCGUUUAUUUGAUGGUUUUCUGCUAUUUGAGGAGCUGGGUCAGGUGAUUGAAGACCAAUAACAUGCAGCGUGCUUUGCUUUGUGCAACAAGCUUUGCGACCUUCUGUUCCCUGUUCCGUACAGAGCUUAGCGUUUUCUGAUAGUGUAUGUCCACUGAGAUUUUUUUUCAGUAGAGAUCAAGAAUUUCACAGCCAUGCACACAGGGAGCUCGUUCUGACUUUUGCCACACCUAAUCAUGUUUUAGUCUGCUGGUUUGACCCACCUGCCAGCCUUAAAAUGGUUGUUGGUAGCCAGCUAUAUACUCUCUAAUGCAUGUGAUGAAUGUAGACUGUUCAUAACCUGGACCAGGUAACUAAGGGGCAGGUCUGGGCCUAAUACCUUCUUUAUGUUUACUGCUCUGUAUGAGGGCUCCUCAGUACUGUAGUGUAGGGAGAGACUCUGACAGGUGGAACGUGUAACACAACUUGCAAUGUUUGCUUUUAGAGUGUAUCCAGUGAGUACUUUUAAACUUGAGAUUUAAUGAUGUGUGCUGUCUUUUGAGGUGUGUGUGUGUGUGUGUGUGUGUGUGUGUGUGUGUGUGUGUGUGUGUGUGAGAGAGAGAGAGAGUGGGAGACAGGUUUAAGCUAUUUAAAAUGUGCCUUUCAAGAAAAAAAGCAAAAAUUGAAACACUGAAAAAAAAAUAGUUUGUUUUGGGGGUGGGGGCUUAAGUAUUUACUAGUAGUCAUGUGGAUUGAUGCCUGUGUUUUGAUGUUUGAUCAUAUUUGACUGAGUUGAGAUUAUAAUAAUGGCUUCAGCUAUGUUUGCGAAGUGUAGUUCGGAUUAUGUGUUUGGAUUGACUUUGUGAAAAGAUAAUUUAGAUAAUUAGUAUAUGCUAUACUUUAAUCAUAAGCGGACUUGGUUUUGGAAGGGUGAAGCAUUUUUUUGAUCGUUGAUGCAUAACAACGGCCAGUUACGAUAUGGACUGAGUAGAAUGCAUUACACGUGUCACUGUUCUGCCCAUAUUUCUCCACAUAAGUGUGUAAUUGUAAUUUGUGCAUUAUCAAAUGCAUGGGAUUUCCUGUGGGUUCUGACAAUGUUCCAAAGACAUUGGGCUGUUUAUUUUUUUAAACUUGUUAUUGAUAUUUGUGUUAGAAUCUUUACAAGCUAAUGUUCAUUAGCUUUGAAGACCCUUUGAAGCUAAUGUUGGUUAAUGUCAGAUCAGCUAGAUCAUCUGAUUGUGUGUACUGUAUCUUAACUCUCUGAAAGUUCCUAAAUAAUAUUUUGGCCAAUAUGUGAAGUCUUGGCAGUAACUGAAGUAAUCUUUUAGUUUAAGCUGCACUAAUAGUCAUGGGAGACACUAAUCGUGCUUGAGGUCAUCUCACCAACCCCAAGUAUUUUCAGUACUCUGUGUACCUACCAGAAAGGUGACUUCUUUGUUGCUUUGGUGAUAUUUUACCUUGAUCUCCAAGUACCGUUUGUAAAUAAGUAUUGUAAAUUAUUGCACCAAACAUGUAUAUACACAAAGCCGACUCAUUUAAGAUGUACUCUCUGUUUCAUUCACCCACCAAAGAGAAAGCCGUUCAGUCUCCUGCCUGUCAUUCCACUGUUAAGCAUUUCUUAUAGUCCACUCAGUAAUAACUUGAGGAAAUGUACACAUUAUUUCAGUGUCUAUAUACCAGGUGUAACUUUCUGCUUUAAAAGGUACAACACAAAUAAAAGCAAGAUGAUUCAAA
Electrophorus electricus (electric eel) is the source of this 6535-nucleotide messenger RNA. RefSeq names its product unc-51 like autophagy activating kinase 1 (gene ulk1b). The record is from RefSeq and is a predicted model, not a curated record. Gene Ontology annotation, molecular function: protein serine/threonine kinase activity; ATP binding. NCBI's taxonomy places the organism in Eukaryota, Metazoa, Chordata, Actinopteri, Gymnotiformes, Gymnotidae. Gene Ontology annotation, cellular component: cytosol; phagophore assembly site; cytoplasm. Gene Ontology annotation, biological process: response to starvation; protein autophosphorylation; negative regulation of collateral sprouting.